AUGGCUUAUAGACAGCAGUUGAGUCCUGCUUCUUAUAGACAGCACUCUCGUACACUAACCGUAAUGGCAACCGCGAGGACACUCAUCGUUCCAAACGAUCUGCAAUCACCCGUGCAACGGCAGAUGGUCAUACGCAAUGUGACGAAGUACGAUUGGGUGAUCAAGGUCAAAUCGGAUGUUCCUCAAGCUAUUCGGUUUGAAACCGACAAAGCCGUCGUCGAUUCAAGAAAGUACGUUGUUCUCAAGACGGCGUUGAGCCUGAAAGACCUUCCCCAGCAACAAACUGCACCGAAAAUCUACGUUUUCGCCAGACCGCUGUUCAAUUACAACGAGAACUGUGUUCGUGUUUGGAUACAGAGAGAGCGUAAUGAGCUGGCUUGCCAAUUGGCCUACGUGGUUCAUCUAUUGGUCAAUGACAAAGUGUUUUCGGCGGAGAAGCUCGUUCUGGACUUGCCCGGCCAAGCUUCAGCCAUCGACGCGGUGCCGUUUGCUAUAGAGGAGGAUCUGGACAGCCGUUGUGAAACAGCGUUGAACAUCGACGAAGACACGAACACCGCCAACCAAAGGAUUGUAGGAGGCAAGGCAAAUGUAUUAGUAAAGUGGCGAACAAAAGGUCGUAUGUGCGAAGUAAAGGGUAAGGAAAGAAGUGAAUACCCUCCGAGGUAUGAAAAGAUUCAGAAGGGAAGGAGAAUAAAAAGGGUAAGCUCAAUCACUUAG
This is a messenger RNA of Haemonchus placei, 717 nucleotides long. The record is from the annotation of a GenBank genome assembly. Lineage: Eukaryota; Metazoa; Nematoda; Chromadorea; Rhabditida; Trichostrongylidae.